UCAUCUGUUUGGAUGUGUGUGUUUGUGUGGGUGAGAGAUAGAGAACCAGUAUUUUAAGCCAUAUAGAGACAUUAUCAUGGGAAGUUUAUUCUUCUCCUCUGUUAUGAUGUACAGUGUAGCUGGAAAUUAUCUUUAAUCAAUUGUUUUAAUAAUCAGAUUUUUUAACCACCCUCAUCCAUUAGAUUCAACAGUGGAGUCCAAAGUUGCAGCUUUUUUCUGGAACAGAAAUGUGGAUGGGACACCUCAAGGAGGUUUGGAUGAUUUGUGCAUAACUGUGUGAUAAAGAGUACAAAUAUUCAGUUGCUCUGGUGUGUGUGUGGUCUUCACUUGACAAAUUUGGCUGUUCAACGGAAUGUAUCUGCUGUUUCUUUCAUUCUGCCUCAGUCUCUGUUCCACUGUAGUGAGUGCAGCAGUAACACCUCCAUGUAGUGUCGUAUACCGGGGCUUUGCCGAAUGUCUGGUUACUCUGGGUGACAAUGUGAGCUCCAAGACUGAUAACACACAAGACGUCAACUCCAUUUGCAAGUCAUGGGAUGCCUUCCAGGUGUGUGUGAGUGAUGUGUUGUCAGGUUGCCGUGGUGAUGCAGCAGAGAUAUGGGAAUCUUUGAGGGCGGAGUCCCGGAAAUCAUCAUUUGCUGGGAAUCUCUAUGACAUGUGUGCAGGACGUACUGAAGCUGUCACUGCAGCUAUCACUCCUCAAGGUCUUCCCAAUACUGAUCAAACCAACCAGGAAACCCUCAAAGGACUUGCUCAUUCUGUCAGCCACUCAGUCAGCAUAGAGCUGCUCCUGACAUGCAUCUCUCUUCUCCUGCUACUUCGGAGGUAGAA
Molecule: messenger RNA, 828 nt
Organism: Xyrauchen texanus (razorback sucker)
Lineage: Eukaryota; Metazoa; Chordata; Actinopteri; Cypriniformes; Catostomidae
Product: neuritin-like protein
Exons: 3
Coding region: 353-826 (157 amino acids)
Biological process (GO): nervous system development; neuron projection extension
Cellular component (GO): plasma membrane
Source: RefSeq, a predicted model, not a curated record